ACAACAAGUUCAUUCACCUGCAUUGUAGUACCGGUACUUGUGAAGUUACGGUCUGAGCCUUCGAGUAUUCGACAGAACGGCCUGGAUGGCUUCAAAGUGAAACGCCUAGUACUUCACUUCAGACUGGCGUUGUGCCCAUGCUCUCAGUUGCUGCCAGGCCCAGGAUAAGAUUUUUCGGCAUGCGUAUGCGUAUCAAAUGUCUUCUUCAAGAUUGAGUGCAGUUGUGAGAUACUGAAACCUACUGAUUCUGAGGUUCCUUCUUGUGUGCGUCCGUUGCCUUCGGCGGACUGAGUGCCGCUUUGCGGUUACGAGUUGGCUCAGCAUCGUAAUGCUGCUGGAAGCGCUCUCUUGUGCUGAGGAUCGUGUGGCUGCGAAGUUGUGCUCAGAGCAGUUGGUUUGAGUUCCCAUGGUUUGGGUUAGAAGUUCGAAUUUGGAAAUCGUAAGAGCCACCACCUUUAUGUAAGCGCCAUGGCUGAUUCUGACCCGAUGAGAUCUAGAACGUGCAGCAUAGCUAGCAGGUCCCUUACGUCUGCCGCUGCCGGUGAACCCCAUCGACCCAGGUCUGAUACUGAUAGCUGGCCAGAUCCUGACUCGCCUAGAAAGAGGACAACGUCACUGAAAAGGGUGCAGCCCAUAAGAAGAAAUGACAGUCGAGCCACUACCAGCAGUAGGCGGAACACGACCAGUUCCAUUGCUAGCACCAAGUCAUCAGGUAGCGUCUCCACAGGCGGCAGCAGGAGGUCACAUCACAAUAGUUUUUCAGCCAGAAUACGCCACGCGCUGGCCUUCUCAAUUGCUGGCCGGGUGACCGUGUACAGCACAACUGGGUGUCCAGAGGCAUCACACGUCUUCUCCAAACUUGAAGCUCUGGGUUUGCCGUUUAUUGACAUUAAUCUAGAUGUGUUCUGUGAGCGGCAAGAGGAGAUGAUUGAACUGUGUGGAGUGUCGGUCACCCCGCAGGUGCUUUUCAACGAUCGGCAUCUCGGAGGCCUUGAUGAAUUACAGGAAUUGGAGGCUAGUGGGGAUCUGGACACCCACAUCCACUACUUGCGGCGCACGCGGCCAACUUCUCGGACACCCGCCCUACCGACCGACUGCUUGCUACCCGCUGUUCAGUCCAAUGAUUUGGAGGUGGUACCAGAGUCAGUGGAUCAAUAUGCUUCACUGGUUCGGGAGAUACGCAAGUCAGGCCUUAUCAAGGACAGGACGUACCACCUGCGCUCGUACAAGGCCUGCAUUACUGGUACUGACUUGGUCAAUUUCGUCUGUCGCUUACGAGAUAUCAGUCGCAGUGAGGCUGUGGAGAUUGGACAAACGCUCAUUAAGCGUCACUACCUUCACCAUGUCUGCCACGACCAUUUCUUCAAGGACGAGAAAUUGUUCUACCGAUUCCUGGAGGAUGAACCAACGGAAGCAUUGAACACGUUUAUGGUGUGUGAAUUGGAGCCUCGGCCUGCUAAGGUUCUCGCGGAGAUAAUGCGCAGAAAGAUUCUCAGCAUGUAUGACUUGUUCCUGUCACCUGAUGGCAAGGCGGUUGACUAUGAAGCUAUGGGGCGCAGCGAAGCCUUUUCUCAGUACUCUCAACUGGCGUGUGAGCUGCAGCGCUGUGAUGUGGCAACACUAGAUUCACGGCAGAGGACGGCUUUCUUCAUCAACAUCUAUAACGUCCUGGUCAUGCAUGCCACAACACAAUUUGACUCGCCCAAAACCGCCUGGGAUCGAUUCAAGUUCUUCAACAGUAUAUCCUACAUGAUUGGUGGCCUGGAGUACUCGUUGAGCGGCAUCGAAAACGGCAUUCUCCGUGCUAACAAGAGAGCUCCUAAUCAGGUACAUCGACCCUUCCAUAAGAAUGAUCCUCGUCUGCAAAUGUGCUUGCCGACUUGUGACCCACGCGUGCAUUUUGCCAUUGUCUGUGGUGCCAGGAGUUGCCCACCCAUCAAGGUCUACUCUGCAGAGGAACUUGAUGAGCAGCUUGAUGUAGCUGUUGCUGCGUUUCUGGAUGACGGUGGCAUUGAUGUGGAUCCUGAUAAACACGAGAUUCACUUGAGCAGAAUAUUCCAGUGGUAUCAGUCAGACUUUGCUGAGACUAAAUACGAGCUACUGAAGUGGAUUAUCAAAUAUAUGCCACCUGGUGACAUGUGUCGGAAAUUGUUCGGCAUAGUGCGCACUCUGAACUAUAAAAUUAUCUUUCAGACUUAUGAUUGGUCCUCGAAUAAAAGCGAGUAGAUGCCAAGCUGUCCUGUGCGAGGAACGUGCCGGUGCGCUUGGCUAUGUGCACGCUACCCCUGCACUGCUCAUGUACAGUGAGGAUCUGUUUACGAGUAGCUGCGUGUCAUAAUCAAUGACCUCCACUUGUCAACAGUCUAGCAUGACCCUGCACCAAGGACCAUGUAGUGUUGGCCUCUGCACUGCACUCCAGCCAUGUCUAGAACUGUGCUUUUCGCUCCUGGCACCAUGCUUUCGGCCUAUUUACCUUGACUAGAGAAAAGCAUUGCAUGCUGCCAUCCCAUUCACUGCUCUCAAUUGCAUAAAAUGCACUAUUAUUUUCCUUGUCAGCCGCCUCUAGCUGGGCUGGAUUGAAGAGUGCCAUAUUCUUGUACCCUUUUCUUGUUCAUUUCGACCGUUGACCGAGCAUGAUACGACACAUCACAUCAUUACAACCAUUUCUCAAUUGCUCUUACCUUUUGCUGAUACUUUUCUUGCCCCAUACCCCUCCUAAGACUGUGGUCACUUUUCGACUGCUAUUUUCUUUGCCAGUUUUGCUUACCUCUGUCCUCCAUCACGAGGCUUUUCUUAUAUUUUAUUUUUUUUAUUGUGUGCAACGGCAAGUGUUUAAUCAAAACAUUGCCCGCAUUUAGGCUUGCCCAGUGUUGCAGCUGGUCUCUUUCUCGUUUGUGUUUGGUACAUUGGUGCAGUUUCAAACAGUGCUCUAGUGCUCUAGGCUGUCAUCUACUUGUAGUGUUCCCGCAUUUUAGCCUUCGUAUCUCGGUGUCUGCUUUUGAACAGUCGGGAGCCCUCCUGUUUUCACCCACGACUAUAGAUUUGUCGCAUACUUUUUUUGCAGAUUAGUGCCCUGCCGCGGUAUGUAGAGGUAUUCAUAUAUUUGAGAGAGGUCCAUUGGCCAUUAUCAAUCUGUUCUUGUUUGUAGGUAGAACAUUCACAAGAAACAAGAAUACCUCA
Messenger RNA from Sycon ciliatum, 3180 nucleotides. RefSeq lists its product as uncharacterized. NCBI's taxonomy places the organism in Eukaryota, Metazoa, Porifera, Calcarea, Leucosolenida, Sycettidae. The coding region runs from base 469 to 2226 and encodes 585 amino acids. Gene Ontology annotation, biological process: intracellular signal transduction. The transcript is spliced from 11 exons. The record is from RefSeq and is a predicted model, not a curated record.